Molecule: messenger RNA, 2914 nt
Organism: Megalobrama amblycephala (Wuchang bream)
Lineage: Eukaryota; Metazoa; Chordata; Actinopteri; Cypriniformes; Xenocyprididae
Exons: 5
Coding region: 1563-2288 (241 amino acids)
Biological process (GO): receptor-mediated endocytosis
Cellular component (GO): plasma membrane
Molecular function (GO): signaling receptor activity
Source: RefSeq, a predicted model, not a curated record
GUCAGGUCUCGUACAAUUAGACAUCGAACUAAACAGCCUCAGACCAAAAGGCAUCGGACAAAACGGCCUCAGACUAAAAGGCAUCAAACUCAAAAGCAUCAGACGAAACUUACUUAGAAAGAAGCGAAUUGCCUCGCCUCAAUGUGAUGUCACGUGCACGCAGUUUUCUGUUAAAUGUUACGGUCACUAACCUGUAUAAAACAUAUCCCACUUUUUUUAUUACAGAUUAUUUUGUACAUUUGUAUUAUUCACUAGUUUUAUUUGCAUGUAGGCUAUAAAAAGUUAGCAAAAUAAUACAUUGCAACUAGCUUGCAUUGCAAACUAUCGUGAACACAUACGAAAAUUAACCAUGGGUUAAAAGUGUGUUAACUAUGAUUUUUUUUUUUUUUUUUUUUUUUGUCGGAUUGAUAGGCUAUUUGUAUAACAAUAAUUUUACUACAAAUACCUUAAACUAUGGUAUAGCAAAACCAUGGUUAAUUUGUGGUUACCAUGGUUAACUACAAUAACCAUUUUGUUUUAUUUGUAGUAAACCCAUGGUUCAUUUUUAUAAGAGAGGUAAAAAAAAUAUUUCAAACUAUUUGAAUGCGUUGUUUUAAGUAGGCUACAGCUGCUUUGUGUACAGAGGUUACCAAGGAAACGGUUUUAUUUCUGCUGUUCCAGCGCCACCUACUGUCAGAGAGUCGAUUAGGCAAGGCAAUUUUAUUUAUUUAGCACAUUUCACACACAAUUCAAAGUGCUUUACAUAAAAAGGAAACAAAUACAUAAAAAUAAAAAUGGAAUGCAUAAAAAAUAACAAUAAAAACAGAAUACCACUAUCUGGUUGGAAGAGUCACAUUUACAUUUUCAUUCAGCCCGUUGCUGUUUUUCUGCAGACCAAUGUGAAAAUCGGAAUGUUCUUUUCUGUUCUUUUCUUUUCUUAUUCGCCAAGGGAUUACAUAAAUAGCCUACAUGAAUACCAUCAACAGAUAUAUUCUACAUAAUUAACAUGCACACAUACCCCUUACAUUAAUUUGGGAAUAGUAACAGUAAAGAAAAAGACAACUGAAUGACGACAUAUGAUGGGAUAAAAGCCAAUAGAAAGUUAGGCUAUACAAAAAAAAAAAAAAAAAAAAAGAUGCCUUUUAGUCUGAUGCCUUUUAGUCUGAGUCCGUUUCAUCCGAUGCCUUUUCGUCUGAAGCCUUUUGGUCUGAGGCUGUUUCGUCUGAGGCUGUUUAGUUCGAUGCCUAAUUGUACGAGACUUGACACCUGACGUCGUUUUUCCUGAGACCUGAAGCCUUUCAGUUUGAGGCACGAUGCCGUUUUGUCCGAUGAUUGAAGCCGUUUAGUCUGAGGCAUGACGCCUUUUCGUUGUAUGACCGAGGUGUGAGGAAGUCCUAAUAUGAACACCGUACAGCCUCGCUUUUAGUCUCUGCUUGGGGGCCGAGAAGAUUGAAGACAGGGGCAAAAUUAUCCUUCUGCCCUGCAAUGAAUCUAACCCUGGACAAAUCUGGGAAUGUAAAGAUAAGACCUUGUUUGGAUUGAAGGGACAUCCACUACACCUGAACUAUGGAUAUGGGCAAAAUAUGAUGUUGUUUAAAGGAAUAGGUGUUUUUAGUUGCUGGCUGAUUUAUGGAACCAAAGAAAAUUUGUGUUCUCGUGGAUAUCAAGAGAUGCCAAGUAUGGGUGGUAAUUCACAUGGAAAACCAUGCCAUUUCCCUUUUAAGUUUAAUGGAAAGUGGUAUGCUGAUUGCACUGUGGAUGGCAGGAAGGAUGGAUGGCAGUGGUGUUCUACAGAAAAAGAUUUCGACACGGACAGAAAGUGGGGCUUCUGUCCCAAAAAAAAUGCCCCAGUGCCCAGCAUCACAGUGUUCAGGCAGAUGCAGGACAGAGAGCAUGUGAUGGUGAUGUGUUCAUUUGGCAGGAGGUUCAUUGAGAGCUCUUUCCAGCUGUCAGUGGAGGGUGAACACAGCUACAGCUUGAAGAUCCCACUGUGUUAUUCAAAUGAAAAGUGUGUGUUUGAUGUGAAUGUGAGCUCACCUGUUUCCUUCACCUGUGUGCACAAGCUGAAUUCUGUGGUGAACCAGCAGAGUGAGACCUACACCUGCAGCCCAUCUGAUUUUGCUGCAGAUCAUCAUGAGGAAGGAGUAUCUUUAUUCUACAUCUGCUUUUCCUCCUUCAUUGCUGUUGGUCUCGUCAUCAUGACUGCAGCAGUGAUCGUGACCACCAUCAGGAGCAAAGCUAAAGACUCCAUCAACUCCACCACAAUUGUUACCAACGAUGAGUAUUAUUUGCACGAUAUGAACAAAUAAUCAGAAGACUUUCUGAAGAGGGAAGAGCAGACCUGAAGAGGAAAAGCAAACUUUUACUAAAACAUAUGUGAACUAUUCAAUUAACCAUUCAAAUAUAGUCAUCUUGCCAUGCAGUUUUGGGAUGUUUUAACCUUCUGACUUCAGUCUGUAAUUCACACAGCAUGAUGUGUGAGGGCUCACACACUUCUGAAACAAUGUUUUAAAAAGUGUUUUUUCUUCUACCGAACACAAAAGAAGAUUUUUUUAAGAAUAUGGGCAACCAACCAAAUUAUUUUAAUGGGGAAAAAAUACUAUGGAAGUCAAUGAAGCCCAUCAACUGUUUGGUUAUCAACAUAUUCAAAAUAUCUUCUUUUGUGUUCAGCAAAAGAAAGAAAUUCAUACAGGUUUGGGACAACUUGAGGGUGAGUAAAUGAUGACAGAAUUUUCCUUUUUGGGUGAACUAUCCCUUUAAAGUUUACAGCCCUAAUUAUAUUACAUGAUUACUUUUUUUAAAAAAAAUUAAACAAUGUGAAUAAUUGGUUGAGAUUUUCAUAUUUUACAUGAUGCAAUUUUAGAACUGUGUAUCGCACCAACUUUAUUCAUUUGUGUGUUUAGAUAAAAAUAAAAUUAAUUCAUAAAAAAAUAAA